AUGGAUAAGCCUCAGCUUCACGACGUGGGCAAUGGACAUGAUCCUAGCCUUCGCCUGUGGACUGGGCCUCUUCCACCUGUUGAUACACUUCUUCCCACUCACCUCACCCUCAGCUGCAGAGGGCGCCACCACCACCACGAAAAGGCUUACAGAGGCUACAGCAGGAAGAGAGGGAAGGAUGACAGGGGCCUGCUUUCGCUCCUGCAGAGGUGGCCUUUCCUGCUCAGCUUGUCCACCUCCUGGUGCCGAAUGCUCCAAGCUGCAACCUUGUGUCCUGUCUCCUGCAGCCUGCUUACUGACACCAUCAGCUUUUGCCAGCUCUUAAGAAGAGAUGCCUCACCUCAAGGAUCCAGACCAGAAGCUGCCGAAGACCACCAGCCACCUAGGCAUUCCACAGAGCAGUCUAUGGACGCCUUGCCUCUAGCGGACUCCUUCCCUCUGGUCAAGGGACACUUGCUGCACAAAGAUUCAACCUUGUCACCUGUCCUGCUAAAUUCCCUUACUUCCUUGCCCUGUCCCAUGGCGAACCCCCCAGGCCUUGAGCACUCAAAAAUGUCUCCUUCAAGCUCGUCCUGGUACAAGGCGGCUGCCAGGACCUGGUGUCAUUCUAAGUGGUCACAGGAUGAGGCCCUGCAAGAGGAUCUCCAUUUCAGCUUCCAAGAGGCCUCAUUGUGGACAGACCCUGGAUACAGGCAGCUAGAGGCUGGAGAACCCCCGUUCAUCAAGCCUGAUGUGCAGAAGAUACUGGAGCUGCAGAUUAGCAAGAGGGUGGAACUGAAGCUGUGGAAAGAGCAAGGAAGAGAGAGCUUUGACCACGCCUUGAGCUGUGUGGGUGAUAUGCUGCAGUCCUGGAGCAGCGAGCAGGCCAUCACCUGCAAGUCAGAGCAGCUGUCAGGUCUCCAUCAGCUCUUUUCCCCCAGGGUCUUAUGGAACAAGUCUCAGAAGGACUGCAGGCAGCUUUACUGGGGCCUCCCCUUUCUUCACAGUGAGUCCCUUAUGGCUACUGUCAGCAUGGUGGGCUCACCACUCCACUCCCCUGCCAUCUUUUUCAAUGAACUCUCCCCUUACAACUUAAGACAAGCUGAGAGGAAUGCAGCUCCACUGCUCUUCUCUCCAAAGCCCUUGCUUCAACACUUGGUCCCUUCCAAUCCUUUGACUACAAACGUGCCGUGCCCCCGUUCUCCACCAGGGUCUGGAGUCAAAACCCUGGCCCCUGACCCAACCACCCUCCCAAGCCUACAACCCGAUCCACCUCCAACUAAGGAUUCCAGGGCUUCUUGUCCCAUAGAUUCAAGACCCCAACUUAUUUUCCCAGUUGCUGUUCAACACCUAGAUCAGCACCUUUUGAAGAAGAACCAAGAAAGUAGGAGCGAUUUACCUAGUGUAGUGAAAAUGUCACAGGAAGUCACUCAUCAACUCAUUUCCACCAGUUUAGCUUCCCAGGGACAAGACUCUGUUCUCCACCUCCUGAAGGAUUUCACUGACCCCCAGCUCAAAGAGCACCUGGAGCAACACUUAAAAACCAGGUUCUGGAAACAUGAGGACCAAAAGAUCCAGCUAUCUACUUAUCUCAUGAAGUCUGAGGACAAACUCCCAGGGAUAGGUCAUGUAGAAGACAAUCGAGGGACUUCAUGUUCCUCAGCACUGGCAGGAAAAAGCAGCCCCCAUGCACAGAGGGUCUCAGCAAAAGGUCCAGAGAUACUCCAGACAGGGAAGGACCCAUGUUGUGAUCUGACAAACAGUCCGGGAAGACCUCUGAGAGAUACUCAUGGGAUAACAGAGGGAUCCCUGGGUACAGUUCUAGAGCCGGUCUCUGUGACAGAGGUGGACAACUCUGUGAGACAGCCAAGAAGUGACUCAGCAGGUCCCCAGCCAGGAGGACCAGGAGAGCAGCAGCUACAAGACACACAGAGGAACCACUUCAGUGAGCACAGCCAUGACAAUGACAGUAUGGUGCCUGUGGGCACUUGUCCUGGAAUUCCGGGGGACCACAUGGUGGUCCCUCCUGAAAAGUCAGAGACCCAUAUGGACAACUCAGAAAUUGAAAAACCAGAAACAAAUAUCGAAACGGAGAAGCAGAAGUCAUUGAAUGAUGGGUCCACCUUCAAGGAUACUUCUACUGGGCUUCCCUUGCUAGAUCCUGACGUGCAGCAGGUGCUGGAAACUCAUCUUUCAAGACACCUGGUGAGGCACAGAUGGAUCUUGCCCCUUAGAGUCCUCAGGGUCCUACAACUCUUCAAUGUGAACAAGGCUGUAGCUUUGUCACUUCCACAACCCCCAAGUCCCUCUCAGACUUCUUUGAAAUCUAGGGAUGACUCCAUUACAAAAAUUGCUGCUGUCCUGGGAGACCCUUUCCAGAAAGGUUCAGAAGGAGAUCUGAAAAGAAAAACAGUUUUCCAGACUCAAACCCCUCCCUCUGCCCUCAUCCUUGAAUUUCCAAAUGGAACUCGUCCUAGUGACAAAUUAUGCCCCCCUAAGGCCCCUUUAAAUGUCCAGAAGAAUGGUGUGGCUUCCUUGUAUAGGACAUGCCGCCUUGUAAUCAGAGAUCGGCACAGCGACACAGUUCUAGGACCUCGGAAUGACAACCCAGUGCCAGGGUCAAACCUACUCAAGAGUGACCAUGCCUCACAGGAGAGUAAGGGUGCAGAUUUAGACCUCUCCCAUGGGCUGUCAGUUCAGGGGACCAUUGUGGACGCCUCGCCAACAACUAGCAGAGAUAAAAGGGAGCUGGAGGAGGAGGGGUCCUGUGACGGGGCACUCAAUGCAGAAGCCAGGGAAAUGUCACCCACUCAGAGUAAAGAACAUCUGAAAGGUACAGAAUCCCUGAAAGUCAAUGAAAAACAGUCCCCUUCCAGAGCCAUUUCCCAGGAGCCAGAAGAUUCUGUUACUGCUGUCUUCCUGCAGGACUGUAGCACUGGCAUGAUCUUUCAAGACUGUGGCCCAGAGGUCCUGCUGGAGGCAGAUCUCCUAGCCUCUCAGGCCUCACAGUCAGGCUUCAGGACUAGGUCCACUACCAGCAAAACAUCCUCCAGGGACAUGGACCCUUACUUUUCAAGAGGAGGGAAUGUGCCCAAGAAUAUUAAAUCUGAAGAACUAUGGACUAGCCAUAUCUAUGAUCUAACUGAAUACAAAGAGGGCUUUAGGGGCCCCAGGCAAGAUAGACACCUUUCACAGACCAGACCUGCCCAAGCCUGCUGGUCAGAUACUCAUGAAAGCAAUUCCUCCCCUCUUCCAGACAAGACAUUUGGGGACAGGAUAAAAAGUUUUAUGACACACAUUAUGUCAAGUAAAAGUAAAGUGCAGGAGAACUCCCUGCAAAAACACAAGGCCUCAUCAGCCACUUCCCUAAGUCAAGGCUCAGUCAUGAGCAGGGUGUUUCUGCCCCCACAGGUAGCUGAGGCUCAAGACUUCACGAUUCGGUCAGGCCUAUUCUCCAGGAGAAAGUGGGGGUUGGCCAUGCCAGGACAGCCUCAAAGAAAAGUUUGCACAAAGAACCACCCCAGGCUCCUAUGGGUAGGCAUGUCUGCCUCCACAGGACUGCCACUGCAGAAAGACACGAAACACAAGGAAACACUCCCAAGGUACACAGCCAACCUUCCCCAGACAAAUGGAUGGACUACACCUGCCAGGCCCAGCUGCUCAGAGACUCUGUGA
Rattus rattus (black rat) is the source of this 3654-nucleotide messenger RNA. RefSeq names its product spermatogenesis-associated protein 31A3-like. The coding region runs from base 1 to 3654 and encodes 1217 amino acids. The transcript is spliced from 4 exons. Lineage: Eukaryota; Metazoa; Chordata; Mammalia; Rodentia; Muridae. The record is from RefSeq and is a predicted model, not a curated record.